ACCAACCUGAGUGACGCACUGCAGCACUGAUCCGCGAAGAUGUCGCAUUGGCAAACACGGCGUCCAUCCUGAUUUCAUAUCCUGCUUCCACCACACACGGACACGUCCAUCUGGUGACACGGGUACAACUGCUGGCAUAACGCUUCGGUCCCGGGUACUCAAGCGAGGAUCGCAAUGCCUCUUGGCUUAUCGACAUCCGGAUUCACAACGACCGACAUCCUUCGUCUCGCAGUUGACGUGGCAGCGGCUACCCAAGAAAUCGCUAACUUGGCCUCAUUCCCACCAGCGGCCAUAGCUGCAGGCAUAUUGCUCGAGAUCUUCCAAACUGUCCAGAAGAUACACACGAACAAAGUAGAAUGUGAAUGCUUAGCCAAUCGAUGUCUCUCUAUUCUAUGUCGUGUGCGCGACCAGAUGCAGGGUCGCUGGGAAGCCACACCUCCUUCCUUACUGAAGGCAAUAAAAGCAUUCGAAACGACUCUCGAGAGCAUUCAAGGAUUCCUAGCAAGCGAAGCGUCGAAGACUUGGCGUACACGAUUGCACAGGAAGAGCACCAUCGAGAAAGCCUUAGCGAGUUUCGGCACACGCUUGGAUGAUGCUGAGCGUUCUUUCCAGAUCGCGACCUUGAUCAACAUUCAUCGCGCUGUUGGCGAUAGGACGACGUCGACUGCCCCGGACACUUUGAAGCGUUCUUCGACUAUUCGCCAGCCUGGCACGAGUCGAGGUGCAGCUGCCAGGAAAGACUCCGAUAUGUCUGACAUAUCGACUCUCGUCGAGAACCAAGCGUCGGAAGGAUGUUACAACCUCAAAAGUUCGAGCGACACUCACAGCCCAGGGUCUGAAGUACAGCGAGUUGCAGUAAUGCACCACUCAAAUCCUGUGGAGGCCCGUAAUUUCGGUGCCGUGUCUUCUCCAGAACCUUCCGUCCUCAGAGCCACGGCUCUCGCUCGUGGAAGUCAAACCGCCGUGGAUGUUGAUGGCUUCCGUCGAUACCACCAAUCCGAUCUUGCCCUCCGAGGCCGUUCUCGCACGCAAGAAGGGUGGUGGGCGAGUACGGCGCAGGCGGAGGUCGAUGGGCAGCGCGUACUGGUGAAGCGCUACGAGGGCCCGCGAGAUGCAGCGUGUGAGCAAUGGAGGCACGACUUGGAUAUUUUGCGACACGCUCCGCACGCGGAGGUGGUGCGUAUGCUCGGUUAUUCACGCGACGAAUGUCCUACACCCUUCAUAGUACUUGCGAACAGUCCCCUCACUGAUGCGUUCACUCAGAUUCGUCACGGUUACCGCAAGGUCUAG
Molecule: messenger RNA, 1290 nt
Organism: Rhodofomes roseus
Lineage: Eukaryota; Fungi; Basidiomycota; Agaricomycetes; Polyporales; Fomitopsidaceae
Exons: 10
Coding region: 175-1290 (371 amino acids)
Biological process (GO): cell surface receptor signaling pathway
Source: RefSeq, a predicted model, not a curated record